Molecule: messenger RNA, 1776 nt
Organism: Elephantulus edwardii (Cape elephant shrew)
Lineage: Eukaryota; Metazoa; Chordata; Mammalia; Macroscelidea; Macroscelididae
Gene: HYCC2
Product: family with sequence similarity 126, member B
Exons: 12
Coding region: 184-1776 (530 amino acids)
Biological process (GO): protein localization to plasma membrane; phosphatidylinositol phosphate biosynthetic process
Cellular component (GO): plasma membrane
Source: RefSeq, a predicted model, not a curated record
GCAGGCUGCUGUGGGAGGCGGUGGCGGUAGGAAGCCAGAGACAGCGGGUUGACAGAAUUGGAAACUGUUUAUGUCCCAACAAAUGAAUUCCACACGUGAAAUCUGCCACAUUCCUGUGCCACCUCCUCCUUUAGAAAACUGAUCUUUAAACAAAGGUAAAAGAAAAAUAGAACAUAAAAAAAGAUGCUGGGAUCUGAACGUGGUGUUGUGGAAGAAUGGUUAUCAGAAUUCAAGGCAUUACCUGACACUCAGAUCACCAGUUAUGCAGCAACUUUACACCGGAAAAAAACAUUGGUACCAGCCCUCUACAAAGUUAUUCAAGAUUCAAAUAAUGAGCUCCUGGAGCCCGUUUGCCACCAGCUCUUUGAGCUCUAUCGUAGCUCUGAAGUUCGACUCAAGAGAUUCACGCUGCAAUUUUUGCCAGAAUUGAUAUGGGUUUAUUUACGGCUUACAGUUAGCCGAGACAGACAAAGUAAUGGUUGUAUUGAAGCACUUCUUUUAGGAAUUUACAAUCUGGAAAUUGCUGACAAAGAUGGAAACAAUAAAGUUCUGUCUUUUACUAUUCCUUCCUUAUCGAAGCCUUCUAUAUACCAUGAGCCAUCAACAAUUGGAUCCAUGGCUUUGACAGAAGGAGCGUUGUGUCAACAUGAUCUUAUCAGGGUUGUGUAUAGUGAUCUCCAUCCUCAGAGGGAAACAUUCACUGCACAGAACCGGUUUGAAGUUCUGAGCUUUCUCAUGUUGUGCUAUAAUUCUGCUAUUGUAUACAUGCCUGCCUCAUCUUACCAGUCUCUUUGUCGAAUGGGCUCCAGGGUUUGUGUUAGUGGGUUUCCCCGGCAACAUGAAAAACAAUGGAAAGAACUCUGUGGUCGAAUAGUAUUGGAUCCUGAAUUUAUGGUGCAGCUUCUCACAGGGGUCUAUUAUGCCAUGUAUAAUGGACAGUGGGAUCUUGGCCAGGAAGUCCUAGAUGAUAUCAUUUACAGAGCUCAACUAGAACUCUUUUCUCAACCUCUAUUGGUUGCCAAUGCCAUGAAAAACUCAUUACCAUUUGAUGCUCCUGAUUCUUCACAAGAAGGCCAGAAAGUACUUAAAGUAGAAGUCACUCCAACAGUGCCGAGGAUUUCUCGUACUGCGAUUACUACAGCUUCAAUACGUCGUCAUAGAUGGAGGAGAGAAGGUGCUGAGGAUGUAAAUGGAGGAGAGGAAUCUAUAAACUUGAAUGAUGCAGAUGAAGGAUUUUCAUCGGGGGCUUCCCUCAGUAGUCAGCCAGUUGGAACCAAACCAUCAUCCUCUUCUCUGAGGGGAAGCCUAAGGAAAGUAGCAACUGGUCGUUCAGCCAAGGAUAAAGAAACAGCCUCUGCAAACAAAACCAGUGAGAGCCCUCGAGAUGCCGUACUUCGCAAGCAGUAUGUACAGCAACCUUCUGAUCUGAGUGUAGAUUCAGUUGAGCUGACACCGAUGAAGAAACACCUGAGCCUGCCUGCUGGCCAGGUGGUGCCAAAAACCAAUAGUUUAAGUCUAAUCCGGACAGCUAGUGCUUCCUCAAGUAAAUCAUUUGACUAUGUAAAUGGCAGUCAAGCAAGUACCAGCAUUGGAGUUGGCCCUGAGGGAGUUACUAAUUUAGCUGCUAACAAUACCAACCGUUAUUCAACUAUCAGUCUGCAGGACGACCGGCUAGGUCAAGCUGGAGAAGGUAAAGAGCUCCUCAGCCCAGGAGCUCCCUUAACAAAGCAGUCUCGAUCCCCAAGUUUCAAUAUGCAGCUAAUAUCCCAGGUGUAG